CCCCCCCCCCCCCCGUUCUCGCCUCCAUUUUGUUUUAUUGUGAACUCUGCAGUGACUGUGGUCAGCUGCUAAACACUGAAACAUCCCGCACAGAAACAUUUCCAGCAGCAACAUGAGCGGAUGUCGUAUCUUCAUCGGCCGCCUGAGCCCCACGGCCAGAGAGAAGGACGUGGAGAGGUUCUUCAAGGGAUACGGCCGCAUCCGAGACAUCGACCUCAAGAGAGGCUUCGGGUUCGUGGAGUUUGAUGACCCCAGAGACGCUGAAGAUGCCGUGUAUGAGCUUGACGGCAAAGAGCUGUGCUGUGAAAGGGUGACCAUUGAGCAUGCCCGCGUUCGUCUGCGCGGCGGCCGUGGCAGAGGUGGCAGUAGCAGCAGCAGCGGUGGAGGGGGUGGUGGGGGUGGUGGUGGACGUUUCUCUGAUCGCUAUGGUCGAGGCUCCCAGAACAGUCGGAGUCGAAACCCUCCUCCGAUGCGGACGGAAAACCGCCUGAUUGUGGAGAAUUUGUCCUCUCGCGUCAGCUGGCAGGACCUGAAAGAUUUCAUGAGACAAGCUGGAGAGGUGACAUUCGCAGACGCACAUCGGCCCAAACUCAACGAAGGGGUUGUUGAGUUUGCCUCUUACAGCGACCUGAAAAAUGCCCUUGAGAAACUGUCUGGAAAGGAAAUCAAUGGCAGGAAAAUCAAGCUCAUAGAGGCAGCCAAGAAGAGGUCAAGAAGUCGUUCCCGGUCUGAAAGCACCUCUCGCUCCCGGUCUCGUUCUCGCGGUCGCUCUCCCUCGCGUUCCCCCCGGCGCUCACGCAGCCCCGCCAAGGCCCACAACCGCUCCCGCUCACGCUCCCGCAGCGUCUCCCCCGCCGGCAGCCCCAAAUCCCCCACCCCCAAAUCCAAGGAGGCCAACAAGCGCUCCUCCAAGACGAGCAAGUCUCCCUCCCCUCGACCCGCCCAGAGAGCCUCCAUAUCCCGUUCCCGCUCUCGUUCCCGCUCCCGCUCUCGUUCCCCCUCUACUGACAGCCAGCGCUAAGGGCUGUGUUAACGGAAUCAACUGUAGAAACACGUUGUUUCAGUCGUAGAUUCAGUUUGGAGAAAUUGUCACACGAGCCAAUUUUUUUUGGUCUGGAUUUUAAGUUUUUCACAUUAAACACAAGUAAAUCAGAUAUUUCAUUGUCAUUAUUGGGCAUUUAAGUUCCUCAGCAGAUUCACAUUUCCACUGGAGUAUUAGCGCAUAUGCAUGUUUACACCCAGUCACUUCUCACCCCUGAAUUCAUUCAUCCAUUACGGCUGCAGGUGCGGGCGGCGCUGCUGCGUCGCCAUUUCCUCUCACGAAAUCCUCCCAGCUUCCACGUUCAUUCUACACCUUGGAAAGAAACAUUUCAAGAGGGAAUCUGUAUGUGUCCGCAGCAGCAGGAUGCUUUUGACUAGUGUUGCAACCACUUUCUUUACUUGUGAUACUUUUGCUCGUAGUUUGGAGAUUUUUUUUUUUAAUCUCUUAACAUAUUUUUCUCUGUAUCGCUCAUUUCCAAAGCCUUUUCGUGUCUUUUCCCCUUUUUUCUCACCUACUGUACCCACUGCUGCUGUGAUGUGUAGAACUUCGGAUGCAUGCAUGUGCUUUUGUUUGCUCAAAAUACAGAAUCUCAUUCAGAUAAUACUUUAUUUGUCCUGAAAAAAACAAACAUCAUAACUGUCAUUUGCAGCUUUAGUAUCAAACACACUUGUACAAAUCAGCACAUUUCCCCACAGGUUAAAGAGCUGUACAGUUAAUUACAUCAUUUCCUACAGCUUCUUGCAGUGACUGAGGCUUUUAUUUUGUUGGGAGAUGUUCAUCCUUCUGAUUUCAACACUUUAAGAUAGAGCUGAUGCAUAAAGCAGUUAAUUAUAGCAUUUUACUGAAUGUUAUUUUAUCUUGUUUUUGUUAAAGGUUGUGUGUACAGCAUUGGAGACUUUUGUUUUUACAUAAUUGUAUAAAUGUAAUUCCAAGAAACCUUGUUGGUAAUGUGACAGGUUAAAGUAACUGUGGUUCAAAUGAACAUUGUGGAAAAUACAACAUUUUUCUACUGUUGGAUUGUAUUUUCAGUGAAAUCAAAUAUGAUGGACGUUUGUGCGCUGUAGAAAGACGGUGGACUCAAUAAGAAAAACAUUUUAACAAAGUCAGAAAUUUUCUCUUAAUCAAUGCAAAUGGAUUCACAGGUUGUCGAAUGGCUGAAAUUUUAUUGAGUCAUCAUCCGUCUUUUUUCAGCUGGUAUUAACUUUACUGGGGACGACAUGAGGCAUUUGGAGUGCGUCUGUCAUGGUGGCACAUUUGUGUUGUCCACAGUGGGCCUGGGCUCUUUUGUCUCUGCAGCUGAGACGAUAAAGACGGUUAAAUGAAGUUAAGAAUUACUGGCUGAAUAAAUAGUUGAUAAAUAAAUUGUCCCACUCACUGAACUGUGAAUAUUACCCAUGAUGCAACAAAUCAAACAAAACUUUGUUUAAGUUUUCUGCUGAAUAUUUGGAUUAAACGCUGGUUCUUAAUGA
This is a messenger RNA of Paralichthys olivaceus (Japanese flounder), 2511 nucleotides long. It is a transcript of the gene srsf5b, whose product is annotated as serine and arginine rich splicing factor 5b. Lineage: Eukaryota; Metazoa; Chordata; Actinopteri; Pleuronectiformes; Paralichthyidae. Gene Ontology annotation, cellular component: cytoplasm; nucleus. Gene Ontology annotation, molecular function: mRNA binding. The record is from RefSeq and is a predicted model, not a curated record.